UUUCAUCCACAAAAAAGUAUGAAUGGUUUUGAAAACAUGAAUUCAAGCUCCGAAAAUUGUGCAUCUAUGGCUAAUAAUUCUUCUCCCACCGACGCUUCUAGCAAGAAGAUUCGGAAACCAUACACCAUAACCAAAUCUAGAGAAAGUUGGACUGAAGAAGAACACGACAAGUUCCUUGAAGCUCUUCAACUGUUUGACCGUGAUUGGAAGAAAAUUGAGGAUUUCGUAGGCUCAAAGACAGUAAUUCAGAUUCGCAGUCAUGCACAAAAAUACUUCUUGAAGGUCCAGAAGAAUGGUUCAAUAGCACAUGUGCCACCACCUCGGCCCAAGCGUAAAGCAGCUCAUCCUUAUCCCCAAAAGGCAUCAAAAAAUGUGUUAGUACCGUUGCAAGCAUCCAUGGGUUACCCUUCUUCAAUGAAUUCCCUUCCACCUGGAUAUCCGUUAUGGGAUGACGUGUCUGUACUUAUAAAUUCUCCGUCAGGCGGAGUAAUGCCAUCACAAGAUGAAUACCAUCUUCAAAGAAUUCAGGGUACAACUGAUAUUGGAUCAAAGGGAGCUACAUUGAUUAGUAACAGCAGUAUGAGUGGCAUUAGAAGUUCCAACAGAACGGCGCCGAGUUCUGAACUCCCAGACCAGAGUAAUCUAGGUUCUGUUCCUCAUGGCAUACCGGACUUUGCAGAAGUCUAUAGCUUUAUUGGGAGUGUCUUUGAUCCAGACACUAGAGGUCAUGUACAGAAGCUGAAGGAGAUGGACCCUAUUAAUUUCGAAACUGUUUUGAUGUUGAUGCGAAAUCUUACAAUGAACUUAUCCAACCCGGACUUUGAGUCCAUUAAAAAUGUAUUGUCAACGUAUGAUCUCAGUUCAAAAGUUGUCGGUCUUCCUACAGGUGGUGCUGUCAAUAACCGCAAUGAUCUAUCAUGUCAAACCAUAUGAUAGAAACUCUAGUUACUACACGUAUUUGUCUGUAAGACUCUCCAAUCGUGCAUCUAAGAGCUGAUAAUUCUUCAUCUCUGAAAGAGUCUCAGAGUCGUGCCUACGGAUAAGAGCAUCUUCAUCUGGUUUUCCGCUUUAUGCUCAGUGGUAACUGGUCAUGGAAGAUGUUUCAUUUCGAAGUUGAGCUUAGCUCUAGGUUCUUUUUCUUUUCUUCCUUGAAAUGUAUAUCACCUCAAUUUUGUGUAGUGUAAUAUUUGGAGUUUGUGUAAAACUUGUAGCUUUAAUAGGAAUAAUAUAACAAGGAAAAAGUUCUUUGUA
This is a messenger RNA of Solanum stenotomum, 1251 nucleotides long. RefSeq names its product protein REVEILLE 8-like. Gene Ontology annotation, molecular function: DNA binding. The transcript has 9 exons. NCBI's taxonomy places the organism in Eukaryota, Viridiplantae, Streptophyta, Magnoliopsida, Solanales, Solanaceae. The record is from RefSeq and is a predicted model, not a curated record. Bases 19 to 933 code for a protein of 304 amino acids.